CACUGCAGUACCGCAGAAAUGGCUGAAAAUAACCUGCUCUUGACAUUUGCAGACGAAAUAUUGUGAUCGUAACAAAAUUAUGGCAUUAUAGGAUCAUCUUUGGCAUUUUAAGGGACGGGAUCCUGAGGGGUCGGUCCGGAUCCAUUUCAGUACAAGAGAUACAGACCGUAUCGCUAGAAACUAACAUUUUUGCCAGGUCGGCAGGGAGGACUGCAUUGAUUUCUGGAAGAAAAACUUAAGCUGCCAUCAUGUCAUCUGUCAAGGUAGCUGUGAGGGUUCGUCCCUUCAACUCAAGGGAGACAUCCAGGGAUGCUGAGUGCAUUAUUAAUAUGCAGGGAAACACUACAGUCAUCAACCCACCUAAGGACAAGAGGGACGGGACACCAAAGAGCUUCAACUUUGACUAUUCCUACUGGUCACACACAAACGCAAAUGACCCAAUGUUUGCAUCACAGAGCAAGGUGUACGAGGAUAUUGGACUGGAGAUGUUGGACCAUGCGUUUGAAGGUUACAAUGUGUGCAUCUUUGCCUAUGGCCAGACUGGGUCAGGAAAGAGCUACACCAUGAUGGGAAAGAAUGAACCAGGUCAACAGGGCAUCAUUCCACAGCUUUGUGAUGAUUUAUUCCAACGGAUCAAGAAGAGUGAGAGUGAGGAUGUCCACUUCUCAGUGGAGGUGAGCUACAUGGAGAUCUACUGUGAACGUGUGCGAGAUCUCCUCAACCCAAGCAACAAGAAUGCGCUACGAGUCAGGGAACAUCCAUUGCUGGGACCUUAUGUAGAGGAUCUCUCGAAACUAGCUGUCCAGUCAUUUGAGGACAUCAAGAACCUCAUUGAUGAAGGAAACAAAGCAAGAACUGUGGCUGCAACCAACAUGAACGAGACCAGCAGUAGAUCUCACGCCGUCUUUACCAUCAUCUUCUCACAGCGCCGAUAUGACUCGACCACAAACAUGAUUGGAGAGAAGGUCAGCAAAAUCUCCUUGGUUGACUUGGCUGGCAGUGAGAGAGCAGACUCGACAGGCGCAAAGGGAACUCGCUUGAAGGAGGGGGCCAACAUUAACAAGUCCCUGACCACCUUGGGCAAGGUCAUCUCCGCCCUGGCAGAAGUGAGCGCGGCACCAGCCAACAAGAAGAAGAAGAAGAGUGACUUCAUCCCAUACAGAGACUCUGUCCUCACGUGGCUGCUGAGGGAGAACUUGGGUGGAAACUCCAAAACUGCCAUGGUUGCCGCUCUCAGUCCAGCAGACAUCAACUUUGAUGAAACCCUCAGCACACUCAGAUAUGCUGAUCGUGCCAAACAGAUUAUGUGCAAGGCUGUGGUUAACGAGGAUCCGAAUGCUCGGUUGAUCCGAGAGCUCAAGGAAGAGGUAGCAAGGCUGAGAGAGCUCUUGGCUAGUGAGGGAAUUGAGAUUCAAGCAGUUGAUUCAAAUUCUGACAAUCCCGUGAAGUUUUCAACGGGUAAUGGAAGCAUGUCCGAGCAUGUGAAGGCCUUGCGUGCUCGGAAGAACUCUGUGACUAUUGACGGAGGGGAAGAUGCAAUGGAAAGACUCCAGAUGUCGGAGAAACUAAUUGCUGAACUGAAUGAAUCUUGGGAAGAAAAACUCCGUAAAACAGAGGCCAUCCGCAAGGAAAGAGAGGCUGUGCUGGCCGAGAUGGGAGUAGCUCUUAAAGAAGAUGGAGGAACAAUUGGUGUGUUUUCUCCUAAAAAGACCCCCCAUCUCGUCAAUCUGAAUGAGGACCCUUUGAUGUCAGAGUGCCUCAUCUACUACAUCAAGGAUGCGACCACUAGAAUUGGUCGAGCAGAGGCAAAGAAUCUACAAGACAUUCAACUGAAUGGAACCUACAUCUUAGAGGAGCAUUGUCUGUUUGAAAACAAUGAUGAAAAUGUGACUCUGGUGCCAUUUGAUGAUGCAUUGUGCUAUGUGAAUGGGAGACAAGUGAUGGAGGCUACUGUCCUGAAGACUGGAGCUCGGGUGAUCCUUGGGAAGCACCACGUCUUCCGCUUCAACCACCCCCAACAAGCUCGCCUGAGUCGUGCACUGAUGACAGAGUCCAUUGACAUACCUAUAUCUGAGCCGGUGGACUGGAGUUUUGCUCAGUUGGAGCUGCUGGAGAAACAGGGCAUUGAUCUCAGGAAGGAGAUGGAACAAAGGUUACUGAACCUGGAGGAACAGUAUCGGAAGGAGAAGGAGGAAGCAGACAUACUGUUCGAGCAGCAGAGGAAGGACUACGAGUUCCGCAUCCAGUCACUGCAGGAGCAGGUGGAGAGACACUCCAUGAUGUCCAGCUGUGUCACGGACGACUUCUUCGAGGAUGAAGAUCCGGAAGAAUGUAAGUGGACGAAUCGAGAGAGAGAUUUGGCUGCUUGGGGUUUCCGGAAAUGGAAGUAUCACCAGUUCACAUCACUCAGGGAUGACUUAUGGGGCAGUGCAAUAUUCCUCAAAGAAGCCAAUGCAAUUAGUGUGGAACUCAACAAGAAGGUUCAGUUCCAGUUUGUCUUGUUGACCGACACCCUCUACUCACCUCUGCCUGGUGAUCUCAUGAACCCUGAAGACAGGGACUACAGCAGACCAUUCCCCAAAACAAUCGUCGCCGUUGAGGUACAGGAUACCAAAAAUGGUGCCACUCAUUACUGGAAUCUGCAGAAACUUCGACAACGGUUGGAACAUAUGCGAGACAUAUACAAUGAAGACCUGUCUCCGGACACGCCCGAGGCAAAACAAGAUUUUUUCCAUUGUCUCGCGGGUUGCGGACAACAGAACAUGUUUAACUUUUAUAACCUUAUCCCAUCCAGACAACGCCUGGAGCUGAUGCGGGAGAUGUACCACAACGAAGCGGAGUUGUCCCCCACGUCCCCAGAGCCAAACAUUGACUGCAUGAGCGGUAGUGAUCCCUUCUACGACCGCUUUCCAUGGUUCAGGCUUGUUGGCAGAGCAUUUGUUUACCUGAGCAAUCUGUACUACCCAGUGCCCCUGGUACACAGGGUAGCCAUCGUCAGUGAGAAGGGGGAGGUGAAAGGUUAUCUACGGGUCGCUGUUCAAGCUGUCACAGAGGCUGAUGAUGCACCUGACUAUACCCCAGGUAUCAAACAAUCAGGAAACGCCAAAAUCUCAUUCAGUGAUGCCGACUAUUUUGCAUCUCCAUCUUUCUUUCAGAAACAACUGACCCACACUGAAUUCCCACCAGCCAUUGUCGGGAAACCACCCGUAUCUGUUCCCUCGAUGGAGAAUCUGAGAAUAGUUGAAGGAGAAGGGCAGUCCCCAGAAAACACAGACACAGUCAAAGUGUCGGACCAGAACGUGACAGCUGACAGCAAGAAGGUAGUGAACCUCGACCAUGGUCCAGACAUCAACUCCAAGGAGCUGCCAGAGCACCUCCAACUUGGCUCCCAGUUCCAGUUCCGGGUCACCGUGCUCCAGGCCUCCGGAAUAUCACCAGAAUAUGCGGACAUCUUCUGCCAGUUCAACUUCCUGCACCGACAUGAUGAGGCGUUCUCCACAGAACCUCUGAAGAACACAGGGAAAGGCCCACCGCUUGGCUUCUACCAUGUACAGAAUUUCACCGUGAAUGUGACCAAGUCGUUUAUUGACUACGUGAAAACACAGCCCCUUGUGUUUGAGGUGUUCGGUCACUACCAGCAGCACCCACUUCAUGAACAAGCCAAGGAGAGACCCUUCUUUUUCAGCAGAAUUCGUUCCCCACCGAGCCGGAGUUUCCCAUCCCACCUGCCUGUGUCGAAACCUGUACCAUCACCCAAGUAUGGAGUCAUCACUGCCCCAAGAAAGAGAGACUUGUCUCUUGUAAUGGACAUCACUAAGGCAGCUGGGAUUGGCUCGAGCCCUGUCUACUCCAGAUGUGAUCUGCUAGUGUGGUUUGAGAUCUGUGAACUGGCACCCAAUGGAGAGUACGUACCUGUGGUGGUGGACCAUGGGGAGGAGCUGCCCACCAGGGGGAUCUUCAUGCUGCACCAGGGUAUACAGAGACGCAUCCGCAUCACCAUCGUACACGAGCGGCGGCAUGAACUGCUGUGGAAGGACGUGAAGGAGCUUGUUGUUGGUCGUAUCCGCAACACCCAGGAGUACCGCGACUACGAUGGCGAGAUGACCGUCCUCUCCCUCAACCUCUUCCCGGCCCACUUCCUUCAGUACUCCAACGAUGACAGAGUCUUCUUCCAGUUUGAGGCAGCCUGGGACAGCUCCCUCCAUAACUCCUCACUCCUGAACAGGGUCACACAGUACGGGGAGAGGGUGUACAUGACACUCUCCGCAUACCUGGAGGUUGAGAACUGUGCCCAGCCUGCUUGUAUCACCAAGGACUUGACUCUCAUCAUCCACUCCAGGGACACCAAGAUCUCAGCUCCAAGUGUUCGUUUCAGGGCUCUGCGCAGUCUCUUUGGCGGAUCCAAGAACGCAGAAAGCAACCGUGUGUCUGGUGUCUACGAACUGUUCCUCAGGAAAUUCUCUGAAUCAAGUAGUCCAGGAGUGCAGCGACGUCAGCGGCGAGUGUUGGACACAUCGUCUACGUAUGUGCGUGGCGAGGAGAACCUGAACGGAUGGCGCCCUCGCGGGGACUCCCUCCUGGUUGACCAUCAGUGGGAGCUGGAGAAACUCACCAGGCUACAGAUGGUGGAGAAGGCACGCCAUGUGCUGUUGCUUCGUGAGAAGCUGGCCGAGCAGAACAAGACGUCGGAGCUGAGCAAGCUGGACAAGGACAUUGUCAACAUGCAGGCCAAGUAUCGCAGUCAGAAAGCCAAGGAGGAAGAACUGAAAGAGUUACGAUCUGACGAGAAUCCGAAAGAUGUAGACAUAAAGGAGAAAGAUUUGACAAAAACCUCAAACAUUUACGACUUGAAAACGGAUGGGGACAGAGAAAAGGAGCUUGCUGCUAAAUGUGUUAAGCUGAUGCUGCAAGGAAAACCACCUCUCAAACCACCACCUGUCAGGACAUCGCUGACGGACUCCAUGUUAAGCUCGACAACUGCAACUUCUGAGGAGAGUGACAGUCUGCAGCAUUCAGGAGCAGAAUCUCUGGGCAUCAGCAUGACAAGUUCAACAGCAUCUGAACUCUUCAAACCCACCAACCCCACCAUCAUCCAGCAGUCCAGAUCUUGUGACAACCUGACCUCAACCCCCAACAGCAGCGCAGAGAGCGGUGACAGGAAGCUGUCGCUGCCGCUGAAGGGAAUCCGUGCCGACAUGGAGCUGCCCAUGUAUGUGCCCGACGUGGAGGAGGUGCGUGUCAGUCCUGUUGUGUCCCGUCGUGGCUAUCUCAACUUCAUGGAGGACAAAAGCAAUGGCUGGGCCAAGAAAUGGGUGAUUGUACGUCGUCCAUAUGUGUACAUCUACAACAAUGAGAAGGACCCAGUUGUUCGUGGACUGAUCAACCUUGCAACUGCACAGAUCGAGUACAGUGAAGACCAGCAAGCAAUGCUUAAGACUCAGAACACAUUCUCCGUGAUGACGAAACACCGCGGGUUCCUGCUGCAGACUCUCGACGACAAGGACUUUCACGAUUGGCUUUAUGCCAUCAACCCCCUGCUGGCUGGCCAGAUCAGAUCCAAGCUGUCAAGACGGAAGCAGGCAGUGAUGAUAUAAAAUAUGUUGUUAUCAGUGAUGGUAGACUGUCGAAAACAUUCUCCACAUAUUUCCCAGCAUUCCAUUGUAGCAACAAGGGAGAUUACUGUAAUCAAUUUGUUUUCAAAAGGGACAUAACUCUAACGAAUGUGAUAAGUGUAUAAAGUUGUAGUGUGUUCCUUGUCUGGUAUGUCAACAAAGCUGCUUACAUGAAAUCAGAGGCCAAAAUAUCUUCAAUCAAUUCUGAAAAUGAACGUUGUACUGCAGUUUUAGUUAAAAUGGGGUGGCCAUGAGAUGAGAAGUCUUCAGAAUGAAUGCAAAUGUCAAGUUUUAAAGGUUGAACGUGAAUGUUUGGGCAGCCCCUUUUUGACAAAGCUGAGAUGGUAUAUAUUUUUUUCAGGUGUUUAUUUAGUUGCUGUUUAGUUUCUUCAUUAUUGAUUGAAGAUACAAUCAUGUUAUGUUCCUGACAAAUUUAGAAUUUAUUCAAGUAUUUGGCAAAUGUAAUUGAAUUAAUGAUUGAGAGGGAAAGUUCAUUCCUUACUGCAGAUGAAAAAAUUCGUUUCCACUUUAUUUGAAAUCAUUUUGGCUUAAGCAACCAUGAUCCCCAGAAUGCUGAGCAUACAAGGGAAAUAACUCCUGAGAACGUCGAGCCAAUGUGUUCAAAUAUUUGUCAUUGUUUUGUGUCAGAAACUGGUGCUUCAUCCAAAAUGUCAUUUUCAUGCUAGGAAGUCCUUGUUUGAUUAUCUCCUGCUUAGGUAAGAGAAAUGUAAUUAUCCAGAGUUGAACAGAUGUAGAGCCGGUGUUCCACACGGAAAGCAUUUUAGAACAAGAACCAACUGAUAAUUAAUCACAGCAGCAUAAUAAUGUCUGACAGAUAAGAAAAGAGGUUAGGUGGAGCCUGCAUGUUGAGUCACUCAUCCUGUGUAUUCAAACUUUAUUGAUCGUCUGUCGCGGAGGUAAUCAAAGCAAGGUCAUGUAUGAGUUUGGAUAUCCAGAAAGUGUUCAUGUAGGAUAAUCGCAAUAUGUAGUAUACUUCAUGUGGAUUUUGACCUCAAGUCAUGUAUUGCCGAAUCAAUUAUUCUACACUACUAUUUACUGUGUAUAUUGUCCAUGUUGCUGUGUGGUUGAAAUUGUGAUAUUCAUGUUGACUUCCUAUCAACUUAACAUACCAGUGCUGAUUAAUUAUUCACAGAUUGGUUCAUAUUAUUAGACCAACAUUGGAUGUACUUAAAUCUUUUGUCUUUUUGGGCAUAAUUUAUUGGUAGAGUAGUCGAUCAGAAGGAGUGACAAAGUAAACGCCUUGAUUGACUUCAUGAAUGCUUUACUUUGGAGAAAGGGAAGUUUUGGUGAUCUUGAUCGUCUGAAGAAAGACAAAAUUCCAGUGUGUUUGUUCCUAUCAGGGAGAAAGAUUGACUUAGGAAAAGUUGUUUUAGAUGCUUUUCCCUUUGGUUCUGUGAAAGUUGAAAAUAUUUUUAAGUGAUAUAAUUCACUCCAGGAACAAGGUGUCGAUUGUAAUAAUGAGAAUUAGGUAUGUCUUGAUAGACCUAUGAUAGACAGGUGUGAGGACAUGUAUGAUACAACUUACAUCAGUUCUAAAUGCUACGUUCCAUUGUCCUUGAACCGUCUUAAGUAAAUCAUAAUCAGUGGGCAGAAUUUGCACAUGUGCAUGUUCCUUUGUCACUUCUUUGGUGAAAUGAUCCUAGUCCAUUGCUAAUCUCUGUUACACUGCCGUGUGGCUUCACUUGCUCAGUUGACUAGCUCACAAACAAAAUAUGACAUUGUUUAUCUCAAUAUACUUCCGUCUGUGUUGAAUAGUGCUCCUACGUUGUGACAUAGAAUUACAUGUCAAUUCUAGCCACAAAAUGUUAGGGAUUUUAGAUGAUCGAAUUAGGCAGUAUACAGGGUUGUGUUCUGACUCCAGUUCUUUCUGUUGUAGUAACAUUGAAAAAAAAGAUUAUAUUAUAUUGCUGAUAAAUUUGAUGACUUAUUUAAGUGUAUUUUGGAAUCUUUAUCAGUUUAAAGUGUUCAUAAUCAUCAAAUUUGAUUAUAUGAUACUGCUAAUAAAUUUGAUGUUAGGUACACCUGGUUGUCACUCAUUCGGGUGUCAUUUUGAGUCUUAAUCAUGUUAAAUUUGAUGAGUUGACACGAUACAGACAGGUCAUUUAGCCUCCUUAAUAUUUUGUGGGUCAUAUGUUUCAUGUACAUAUGUAACCAUGGUAACAGCAUUUACUCACACCAUGCGACUACAGUAUAUAUACACUCAUGUUGUUUGUGUGUAAAUGUGAUCAUGGUUAGUGUUUAUCCUUUCCCACUACAAGUAUUUGGGGUCAGGUGUCUAAAUCCCAAUGUAUUUAUGUCUUCAGUAUUGUUAGACAAAAUCCAAAACAAUUCCCCAAUUUACAGAUCAGGAUUAAAUGCUGAUUGGAAGAAUAUCAACAAAUUCAGUGUCAGUUUGUGACUCCUGAGGAUUGAAGAUUAAAUCUGGAAAUCAAUGAAAUCAAGAGUACAUGUCAACAAUUUCUGAAUUUGUUUUGAGUGGUAGAAAGUUAUGCAAAUAAAUUUAUUUUGAAAUACUGAUAAGCAUAAUUUUUUUAACUGAAUGAAACUACAUUUACAUUCAAAUGUGUAUCAUAUUUGUUAUCAUUUUGACAAAUAUUUUUCGACUGUAUUGUUUAUUUUUGAGUUUUGUUUUCUUAUGAAACUGUGUGCAAACAAGGUUAUAUGAUUGGUUGUGCUUUUGAAUAUCUAAUAUUCAAAGGAAAAGAGAGAUUUCCAAAGAUUCUUUAAAAACAGAAAUUAUGUUUUUAUGCAUUUUUUCAAGGGCAUUUAAGUGUUUUUAGGUAUUAGUUUGAAAAGUAGCUAUGAAGUGGAAUAACUAUUCAUUAUACAGAUGAAAUUACUUUAAAUAAGAAGAAUGACUUCUUUGAUUGACAAAAUAUUUUCUGCAGGCCCUUUCAUACAUCAUUCUGGAGGUAAUAUCUCUUUUGUUCAAACACCAUUCAUAAUAUUUAACCGAAAUUACCUGUCACAAAUUAAACACAUUCAAUUAAUCUUUGAUUCAGAUAAAGUUCUGGUUGUAACUGCCAUUGUUUUGAAAUGUAUGCACAGAAAUAAGUUGGAUUUAUUUGACUUGUUUUUUGCACAAAUGUUUGAAUUUACCUGUAUACACAAUGCAUUUAAACAAAAAUACAGGUAAUCAAAUAUUUUCCCUAUGAACUGUGAUUGCUAUUGUCUUUGUCAAUUGUACAGUAAUCAGUGUGCGAUUGUAUCUAGCCGAAUGUUUCAUGUAAGAUAUGUAUGUAGUGCUUGACAUGCUUUUUGUAUCAUUUCUGCUUGAUUAGCUCAUGUACAGCAUAGGUGUAUCUUGUUCAAGUUGUUGAUCAUUCUAUGCAUGUCUUUUCAUAACUCUCUCAUUUAUGCCUUAAUCUGUACAACUUCACAAGCAGAUUAUUUUUCCAUUCUUUUGAAUUAAAUGUUAAAAGUUUCUUGUUUUUAAAAACAUCUGGGUUUAUCAGAAACUACUGAAAAUAUUGAAUUACAAACCCUAAUAAUAUUUAGAUUUUAUAUCUUAGGUCAUAAAUAUUUGAGUUAUGAAAAGAAAAUCUCACAUAAAAAUUCAUUCCAUGACUAUCAUGAUAUAUCAACGUGCAAUAUUUACAAUCUGUGAAAAAAACACCUUUUUUUUUUUGUUAUUGCAGUCUGAAGGCAUAUCUAAAAAUGUAUCUUUAGUUACUGAAUUUUAUGACUUUUUCUUGAAGACUAUUUAUGGUUCAGAAUGAAAGUUUAUAUUCAUUUUGAAAAUGGGUAUUAAUACUCGGUUAAUCCUCAGGUAUGUAGCAAAUUAAACUUAUAUCAUUUAUAAUGGAACUAUCAAAUACUACCAGAUAUAUGUACUAUUUUAGAGGAAAUGGCAAAUAGGCAGAUAUUUGGGUCUAAUUCAAACUCCAUUAGAAAAAUAUUUCAGUAAAGGUUUUGAUGUGCUGUUUCAGUUCACAAUACUAGGAUUGUAUUGAGAUUUUCUGUCUUGUUCUUUUUGCUGAAUCGGCAAAAGGAGAAGGCAACCAAUAAUGGAUAUAGCUUUCAGUGAAGAUUCCAUUUUUGGAAUCAUUGCUUAUUACAGUAAGUAUCCAUAUUUGGAGCUAUUUCGUAUCUUUCGAAAGGAAAUAUUCUCAAUUCAAACUGUGAACUCAACUCAACACUCAACUUUAUCUGAACUGGUCAGAAAUGGAAGUAGGAUAAUUUGAUGUGAAAAUCUUGAGUUUACUUAUUUAAUGAUGUUCAUCCACUUUCAUUUGAAAUGGAUGGUUAUCUUUGGAUUUAUCCUUAUGAAAUAACUUACACGUUUUGUGUAUGAAGAUUGAAUGUGUACAGAGUUACACACAUGAUAUGGUUGUUCUUGUUAAAACGUUACUUAGUGCAACAGGGUUGCUGCUCAACUUGAGUCCACGCUGUCAUGCUUCAGAUAAUGGAACAUUCACUGCCCAAUGUCAGUGCUGCCAGCUUGAUGGAAAAGGAUCACGUAUCAAGCAGAAUAUUAAUAACUUCUUUCACUUUGUCCUAUUUCAUAAUUCAGUUUAGAUAAUCACUUUCAAGCACUAAUGGUUAAAUCUGUGCUAUUUGUAAAUUAUUUCUUACAUAUAUACUGUAAAAACUGCUUUUUGCCUUUAAAUGGCUUUCCACAGAUUGUUCAUGAAGGUUUGAAACUGAUAAGCACAGUAGAAUUCCAUGUGCUGUUACUGCAUUGUUCUCACAAACCAAUCAAAUCGUUUCUCACAUCCGUGGUUGACCCACACAUCAGAGAAAUCAGCCAAUGAAAUCCAUGUUAUAUAAUUGUAUCAUCCAAUCAUAUUCUUUGAUAGUGUCAUCCAAUUCAGAUAGUUAGGCAAACCAUUCCAGUUGUCUAUCACAAUACUCAUUGGCUUUCUAGCCUGUGAUGUCAUUGUUGCAUCAGAUAUUUGUUGUAUGCAGUAUAAACUACCUGUUCGCAAUACUGUGUAUUUCUGCCAGUACGUGGAAAUAAAUAUUGCUUAGUGCAAAGUGUC
Messenger RNA from Haliotis rubra (blacklip abalone), 10615 nucleotides. RefSeq names its product kinesin-like protein unc-104. The record is from RefSeq and is a predicted model, not a curated record. Gene Ontology annotation, cellular component: microtubule; kinesin complex. Gene Ontology annotation, biological process: microtubule-based movement; vesicle-mediated transport; cytoskeleton-dependent intracellular transport. Lineage: Eukaryota; Metazoa; Mollusca; Gastropoda; Lepetellida; Haliotidae. Gene Ontology annotation, molecular function: ATP binding; ATP hydrolysis activity; plus-end-directed microtubule motor activity. The coding region runs from base 249 to 5594 and encodes 1781 amino acids. The transcript has 49 exons.